AUGGUGGUGUACAACACGACGCACAACUCGCGCUACCGCCUCUUGCAGCGUAUUGGCAUGGGCGCCUUCUCCUCUGUCUAUCUGGUGCAGCACAAGACGACGGGCAAGAAGUGCGCGCUCAAAUACAUUCCAUGCAAGGGCGACCGCGAGCGACUAGCAGCGCUGCGCGAGUGCGAGGUGAUCUACUGCCUGCAAGGGCACCCGCAGGUGAUCCGUAUUGUGGACAUGUUUAUGAACUACGAGUUCCAAAGUGCAUCGGCGUCGCCCACCGUCGCCGGCUCUCCUACCACAUUUAUGACGAACUCUGGAUGUAAAGGGCAGGCGUCUGGCCAGCAGAGCUCGCGGUCGUUUCCUGGCGUCCCACCAAGCGCGCCGGCAGCAACCGCCGCCACCCUCGCACCCUCCGCGAUCGCAAAGCCGGCGCCAGCGCCGCCCUCUGCCGCCCCGGCGAGCACGAACACCACGUUGGUCGCGGGGCGGAUGAAGGGACUCAACGACGCCGCGAUGACGAAGGUGGGGCUGGGCAGCUCCACCGAGUUCCGCGCAGCAGCGCACGGCGAGGAUGGCGAUGGUCAUGUUGAUGACAGCUGCGUGGAUAGUGACAGGUGUAGUGAGAGGCGCCGGCGCGGCAGCUGUCCGCGCAUGCGCCGAUCCGUCGAAGGAGUAGCCUGGAGUGCCUGCAUGGUCAACGCUGACCAUGCCAGUGACGGGGAAAAUGAAGAGAGCGCCUUCAGUGAGCACAAGCAGCAAGGCAAGCAGUCUAUGCGCGCGUCCUCCGGGUGCUGUUCACGUCCGCCUCCGUACAGCGUGCAGCACACGAGUCAAAGUAGCAGCAGCGUCCAUUCUCCCCUCGGCGCCGCCGGUGGAGGGGCGCAAGGGUGCGGACACGUACCUUUGCAGUCUGCUCAUCACUCAUCGACUACAGCGUCCACCAUAGCGUCAGCGGCUCGUGCUGCCGCCACCGGUGCAUUGUUCCCACCUCGUGACGAGGCGCGCGCCGACCUGCCCCACGUGGGUUGUCACGCGACCGACGCACCAGAUGUGGUGGUCCAUAACGAGAGCGUCACCACCGCGACAAAGAUGCACCCCUGCUUUCCAUCGGCGACGCGCAACGCUGCGGUGAGUCGAAGCAGCGAAGUCAGUCAUGAGCCUGGCACCCUUGAGGACUACGACGGCGGCGAUGGUGUUCACAGUGGAAGACGAGUGGAACAAAGGCAGAGCACGACGAGCGAAAGGACCAAGCCAGCAUCGCAGUCGCGCAGGGCGUCGUCGGAGGGCCGCGGCUCAGAUGGAGCAGAGGACGGCCAUGCUGAUAUCGACGCGCGCAGAGAGGAGCGGUGGACAGGACUGCGCGGUGAUGCCGACGCAGAUGAAAGGCGCAGCUGCAAAGGCAGCAAUGCGCGCUCUAGUGCUACCAGCUCCAGCGGUGCGGAGGAAGAGCCCAUUCAGCCGAUCCACCGCAUCUUCGUGCCGCCACCGUACGUGCACCCACCGUCAAACAGAACGGCUGCUGCGCCUAAGAGCUACAGCAUCUGCAGCAACAACAUCGUGAGCAACGCAGUCACUGGCAAAGGUGCCGCCUCGGUGCUGCAGCCGCAGAACCCGACCUAUGCGACAGGUGGGGGAAGCCCCACAGUGCGCCACCUGUGCUCCGCCUUUCCGACCGCCACAGCCGGCGGGUCGCUGCCAGCAACCGCACCUCCCCCACCGUUCGCGGACGCUUCCGCCUCGCUCGUGUUCUCGUCGCCGUCACCGUCGGCGGCCGCGAGCCUGCCUGACACAGCUGGUAGGAUUCUCCACACGUCCACCCUUCCGCACCAGCAGCAGCACUCGCAACCCAUACCGCCGUGUGUGGCCUCUUACGCCCCUGCUCGUGCUGCCGCCUCAUCUGCAGACGUCAAGAACACCGCGACAGGUGAGCCUCCGGUGCAAGUCCCGAUCCGGUACAAGGACUUUGUGCUGUCGCCCACAACCGUCACCGCACAUGCCGCCGCAUCGUGGCCACACGUUCUAGCGACGCAGGCAAACGCCCUUGCAGAUGGGCAGGCGCACCGGCAGCUAGCCAACCGCGGCGAAUGUCCCGCUCCGCCGCCAUGCAACGCCGCCGCUAAGGCAGGCUCAGGAGCCGCGGGAGCUGGUGCCAUUGGCCGGACAGUGGAACGCCAAACUGGUGAGUGUGUGAACCCCUACCUAGAGCGUGCCCGCGGCCGCGAGCCGGUGCCGCCGCCGCGCACGUCGUACGCACCAGGUGGUGGAGUGCGCUACAACAGCCUCACUGUGCCGUAUGUCGUGGCUCCGACGACGUUGCAGGCCGCGGCGAAGGGGAUGCCCGUUCAGUCUAGCAGCCCCUCCUCUUCACUGACGCUGAGCGCAAGCGGCACCGGCGUCAGUGCCUUCGACAAGCGGAAAGCGAGUGCCGGACAAGGAUGGCGCUUUGAGGUCAUGGGCGCGGACAGCAGCUCACAGGACUCAUACGCAUCGAUGCCCGCGUCCCAGGCUGCACGCCUCACAGCUUCACGGUCUUUGCUGAGCACUGCCCCGGCGGUGGCAAUGCUGGUGCGCAACACGUACGCGCCGCUUCGGUACGGAAACGUGGUGCAGUCCAAUACGGCGUCACCGGCCACGUCUAGCAUGGCGAGCUCCUCUCUCGCGCCGCCACCAUCACCUCCACUGCAGAGGCAGCUGCCGCAAAUACCUUCAGCUGCUUUCAUUGCUGCUGCUGCCGCUGCACCGGCGGUGGGCAGUGGGCGUCUCAGCGUGCCUGGUGUCCUUCGGACGGCGCGUGCGGGUCAGCAGGGAGAGCGUGAGGACUGGGAUGAGGGCAAGCCCCGCGUGAGCGCGUCGUCGCUCCCAAAAGACGCUGGGUUGGUCUCAACGCAAGCACCACCGCUGCUUCAGCUACCCGGUCCAGCGAACCAGGCCACUGGUACGUACUUUCUUCGGUCGGUUGGUCACGUGAACGGCGCUGACACCGCGACGCACGCGGAAAUACCCCGCGCUCCGCACGGGGAGGGGCGACCGCCCGCGGCGGCCUCGGCUCCGGAUGAAGCCCCAUCUCCUACAAAACUUCUGUACACGAACCUUGGUGUUCUUCUCACCGGCCCCAGCAUGACAACCGACCCCGCGAUCGCCACAACGACGCACCUUCUCAGCACUGGUAUGCGACCACCAUCGCCGCGGCACCUCCGAUCGAACUCUUACGCCGCCGAUGAUGCCGACAGGAAGCGACAGCGCGGCUACGGCAACGUCGGAUUAACUGGCGCGGCACCGUCUCCAGUACGGUACACCAACGCUGGGAACCCGAGCCUGUGGAACGCCUACAACGCGGGUGCGUCCUCGGCGGGCGCGGAGUCCGCUGCUGCCAUUGCUGCGCUGAGGGGCGUGUCGCCCAGGAUCGGUGCGGGGACCCCUACAGUCGCCUGCGCCGGCGAGAGUGACACGAACGACGGCAAGAGCAGCAAGACGAAACAUACGAACGGCAGCAGCAGUCCCCUGCAAGAUGCCUGUGACACCGGCUAUCUGUGCCUCGUAAUGGAGCACCACCCUAUGGGCGACCUCUGCCGGUACGCGCUGCGCGCCCAGCAUGAACUGGAGACGCGGCGCCACCGCCAGCAGCAGACCCAGUCGCAAGCACUGGCAUGCAGCAGUUUGAAGAGCAUGGGCAUCCCGCAGCCCAUCACGUCGCCGGUAACCGCGAUGACGCAAAGCAGGACAUGUACGCCAGAGCGAAGCUCUGUUCAGCAACCGCCAGCCCCCGCAAAGAACACGAGCGAGCGCGACGGCGGUGGCGCCGGGGCGGAGGCAGGGGAGCCGAGCUCACCGCGUUCUCUUCACCCAUUAUCGCUCACGCAUGGUGGGGCAGCGGGGUCAGCAGCGGCGGCCUCGGCCCUGCUGGUUGCGGCCGCAGCUGCCACCUGGACGGCGAAAGUGGCUAUGAGUCGAAAGGACCUCCACCAAGCGCUCUCGGCCGGAGUCGGCGGUCGUGGUAACACCUCUGGAUGCCAUAUCGCCAGCGGCACCGAUGGUGACGAGCGCGCCAGCGACUUCGAUGCCCAGCGAGCAGCCUCUGCUGCGGCCGAUCCCACGAGUGACAACCCCCUCACGGAGGCGCAGCUGCUUUCCAUUGCGUAUCAGCUGGCCUCGGUGCUCGAUCACAUGCAUCAGCAGAACCCGCCCAUCGUUCACCGUGACUUGAAGCCCGAGAACAUCCUCAUCAAAGGCGAGCUCAUCGACUACCUCGACCUGCCUCUCUCCGCCGUUUUGGCGAGCACCAGCAGCACGCCGCCCUUCACAACCCCGGCGGCAGUCAUCGAUGCCACCGCCAGCUCUUUGACGUCGCUGCCACCGAUCCGAAUCACGCGCGCUGUGGUGCCCAUUGUUCUCAUCGAUUUUGGCCUUGCAAUCCUACAAGACAUCCACGGCCGCUCGCACGGCAGCCGUGGCGGUGGCACCCGUCCAUACAUCGCACCAGAGAGCUGGAGGGGCGGUACGUGCACGGCUAGUGACGUUUGGAGCCUCGGCUGUGUGCUGUACGCACUCGCCACGUGCCGUCUCGUUGCCGAGGAUGUUCGCAUCAUGUCGCAGGAGGCGAAGCGGGACGGGUUUGCUUCGCGCAUACUGAAAGACAUCAUCGCAAGCAAGUACUCCCUCGCCUUUGCGAGCUUUGUCGUGUCGCUGCUUGUCGUCGAUCCGGCAAAACGGCCGACGGCGGCGCAGGCAGCGCGGUGCUUCUGCGUCGCAGACGGCGAAAUUCGCUUUGACCUCAGUAGCCCAUUCUUCAGCAACGUGCUCGAUCUCUAG
Messenger RNA from Leishmania mexicana MHOM/GT/2001/U1103, 4800 nucleotides. RefSeq names its product putative protein kinase. Bases 1 to 4800 code for a protein of 1599 amino acids. Gene Ontology annotation, biological process: protein phosphorylation. Gene Ontology annotation, molecular function: ATP binding; protein kinase activity. Lineage: Eukaryota; Euglenozoa; Kinetoplastea; Trypanosomatida; Trypanosomatidae. The transcript has a single exon. The record is from RefSeq and is a predicted model, not a curated record.